UCGCCCUAAAGUAUGCUGUCAAAAUUGACAGUACUGUACUGUUAUUCCGUGUUUUUCCAACUCUUUCAGUAGCGAUCUUAGUUUGAAAGUCCAGACCGGAAGUGUUCCGUCGCCACUCCCGCGAACUUGACGGCGUGCAGUGUAGACGUCCCGGCAGCGAGCACAUGCAAAGAUCCGGGAGCGGUUCACACUGAUCUCCCUUUGGAGGUGGAGGACGACGCGGGACGGAGGGAGCAGACCCAGCAAAGAUGGCAUCAGCCAGAGAUUCAGGAGCAGGCCUGGAGGAGAGAGACGCAGCCGACCAGAAUUUCGACUACAUGUUCAAGGUGCUGAUUAUCGGCAACAGCAGUGUGGGCAAGACGUCCUUCUUGUUCCGCUACACGGACGACUCCUUCACGUCUGCGUUUGUCAGCACAGUGGGCAUCGACUUUAAAGUCAAGACAAUCUACAGGAACGACAAGCGCAUCAAGCUACAGAUCUGGGACACAGCGGGCCAGGAGCGUUACCGGACCAUCACCACAGCUUACUACAGAGGAGCCAUGGGCUUCCUCCUCAUAUAUGACAUCACAAGCCAGGACUCCUUCGUCGCCGUGCAAGACUGGGGAACCCAGAUCAAGACGUACUCGUGGGACAACGCCCAGGUGGUGCUGGUGGGCAACAAGUUGGACAUGGAGGAAGACAGACAGGUCCCCACUGAAGAUGCGCAGAGACUCGCCAAGGAGCUAGGCUUCCAAUUUUUCGAGGCCAGCGCUAAAGACAAUGUCAACGUGAAGCAGGUUUUCGACAAGUUGGUGGAUGUCAUCUGCGAGAAUUUGAGCGAGAACGUCAACAGCGAUGCUUCUCCCUCGGCCAAUCACAAGGGAGCUGGUCUGAAGGACACGCCCCGCAGCAUCCCGGGAGGCUGUGCAUGCUGAUA
Entelurus aequoreus (snake pipefish) is the source of this 916-nucleotide messenger RNA. Its product is annotated as ras-related protein Rab-3D-like. Gene Ontology annotation, biological process: protein secretion; regulation of exocytosis; protein localization to plasma membrane. The transcript has 5 exons. Gene Ontology annotation, molecular function: GTPase activity; GTP binding. NCBI's taxonomy places the organism in Eukaryota, Metazoa, Chordata, Actinopteri, Syngnathiformes, Syngnathidae. Bases 249 to 914 code for a protein of 221 amino acids. The record is from RefSeq and is a predicted model, not a curated record. Gene Ontology annotation, cellular component: endosome; plasma membrane; synaptic vesicle.